This is a messenger RNA of Pyricularia pennisetigena, 1557 nucleotides long. RefSeq lists its product as uncharacterized. Bases 1 to 1557 code for a protein of 518 amino acids. NCBI's taxonomy places the organism in Eukaryota, Fungi, Ascomycota, Sordariomycetes, Magnaporthales, Pyriculariaceae. The record is from RefSeq and is a predicted model, not a curated record. Gene Ontology annotation, molecular function: metal ion binding. The transcript is spliced from 4 exons.
AUGUCCUCAGGGCCGAACGAAAAAGAUCUAAUGGAGGUUUUGAAUGCCGAGAUACAACAUUUCAGGGACAGCGAUCAUCGUCGAGAAAAGCUCCUGACCAGACUUGUGACCGAGUAUGGAAAGCUAGAAGCACUUUAUCUGGAAAAAUGCAACGAUUACGAGCAGGAGCGCAAGUCGCUGGCUAUGUGGCAGCGAGAAAAUCGCAGCCUGGAGGCCGAGUUGAAUCAACUUAAACUCUCGAAUGAAUCUAAUCCGAUAGCUUUUGUUAUUAUUGACGGCGAUGGUGCCAUUUUUCGUGACGAGCUCUUGGCCCGGGGCGCCGAAGGUGGAACAGAUUGCGCGUUUGAACUUUUGACCCAGAUUCGCAAACACAUCAAAACCAUCCAUCCUGAAACGUCGAUCGACAAUUUGAAUAUCAUGGUUCAGGUUAUUGUCAACUUUGAGGGUUUAGCCAAGACGCUUCAUGCGUCUGGUAUACUUGAAGAUGGAUUCAAACAGUUGACUGCCUUUGCCCAUGCGUUUGGUCAGGCCCAAUCACUAUUUUCGUUUAUUGAUGUUGGUCCCGGCAAGGAACGAACGGACCAUAAAAUCCGUGAGACUUUGCGUGUUAUGUCUCGUCUCUCCCAAUGCAAGCACGUGAUCUUUGGACCAUGCCAUGAUAAUGGUUACUUGCCUGUUCUUGAACCAUACAAGCAGGACCCUAUCGUCGGUCCCAAGCUUUCACUGCUGGAGGCCUCUCCAGCCACGCCUGGUUUCAUCCGCUUGGGCCUACCUCUCGCCAGGUUUCCUACCGUCUUUCGCCCGGAGCUCAUCACCAAGCCUAACAUCCAAAUAUCAACGACGGGCUUAUCUGUUCGAAACACCGGCAUCCCUGGAUUUGGUAACUCGGCCUCGAGUCCAGCCUCGAUAUUUUCCUUCAUGUCGCCAGGGGCCCAACCAGGCUCUGCUGUCCGCGACAGGCUCGGCAGCAUUGCUUCCAUGCAGCCGUUUCCUCCAGCACCCUCGACCUCGUCACCACCCCAGUCGGUGUCUUCAACCUCCCCAGCCCCAACUGCUCCUUCAAGCUACGCAAGCGUGGGGACGGCCGCCUCGGCGACGGCGCCACUCACUAUCGACAUUGCACCCAAAAAGACAGCUUCUGCCUCUCUCAAGUACUAUUAUGUAAACGCCUCGUCCGAGCGCCUCGACGAGGAACUGCCUCGUCACAACCCCGUCGCCUACAAAUCAUAUAACGACAAGAAGGCCGCCAACGGCCGCAACUUUUGCAAUCGUUACCACCUGGCAGGGUACUGCGAGGAAGAGGAGCACUGCAAGUACGAGCACGGUCCGCGCCUCAAAGGUCAGGAGCUGCUGGUCCAGAAACACCGAGCCCGUGGCACGUACUGCGACAAUGGCAUCGGUUGCGAGGAUUUUGAUUGCUACUACGCGCACCACUGCCGAUUCGGCCGCGCCUGCGGCAUCGGUGAUGCUUGCAAGUUCAACGAUACCCACCACAUGGAUCUUACCCCAGUAGCGAAAAUAUAUGAGAACGGCACCAAAGAGCGUCUGAUCAGGUAG